This is a messenger RNA of Anastrepha ludens (Mexican fruit fly), 13949 nucleotides long. RefSeq names its product obscurin (gene Obsc). Gene Ontology annotation, molecular function: ATP binding; protein kinase activity; axon guidance receptor activity. Gene Ontology annotation, biological process: homophilic cell-cell adhesion; synapse organization; protein phosphorylation. NCBI's taxonomy places the organism in Eukaryota, Metazoa, Arthropoda, Insecta, Diptera, Tephritidae. The record is from RefSeq and is a predicted model, not a curated record. Gene Ontology annotation, cellular component: plasma membrane; neuronal cell body; axon. The transcript has 39 exons. The coding region runs from base 503 to 12931 and encodes 4142 amino acids.
AUGCCUUAUGGGUUAUUGUGAAAAACAGUUCUCGAGAUGAUAUCGAACGAUGUGCAUUGAAAUUGUUUAGAAUGAAGAGCUGCAUUGGUAAACGUUGACGUAGUUUUAAAAAUAGACACUAAAGGAGGACCUGUAAUAUAUGUAAAUUCAUUGCAUUGUGCGCCUUUGUCUUAGCGGUAAUGUUUUCUCUCGCGAUUAAAAAAUAAUUCGGUCAGUGGAUUUUCAUACGAAAUAAGACAUUUCGAAGAAUAUAUUAGCGAAAUUCAGUAACGAAAAACCAAUAAAGUGGAACUGAAAAUUUCGUGAACAAUGUUUUACGAUUAUUUUUUUGGGCUUUUAAUUUAAAUUUAAAUUAAGAAGUGUGUCCCGCAAAGCUUUAUUAUGCAACAUCUCUUUAUAGAAGCAUACAAUUCUUAAUUUUUCUGUAACUAAUGUCUUUGGAAAUAUAAAAAUUGAUUAACAAUUUCAAGAAGUGCCGCAGUUUUCAAAAAAUUCUGCGAAAAUGGAGAGCGUUGACAAUAUUUUAGUCAUAAAUCAAGAAUUUUCUGCGGAUUCGCCUGAUUCUAUAACAUUAUCGAGAGGGGAUCUAGUAGAAGUUUUAAAGACAAGUGAGAGUAAACCAUUUCCAAAAGGAAAAUUGCGUGACUUGAAGCCUGAGCUUAAUUCGAGAUGGUAUGUGAGAUUAUUUGGAUCAAACGAGAAUGGCAAAGAAGGCUGGAUUCCAACCAACAUAAUAGAUUUUUCCAAUGACUCUGUAUCUAUAUUUGGAAAUAAAGGUGAUGAUCCUGCUUUUCGAAGAAUAGCUACCGUUAGAGAACUUAUUGAAACGGAAGAAGAGUUCGGCAGAGACUUACAGAACAUAGUAGAUCGAUACAUUAAACCUUCUGACAAAGCUUCUGUUCCACGAAUUGUUCGCGAUAGCAAGGACAUUAUUUUUUCAAAUUUUCAACAAAUUGCAGAAUUUCAUAACUUAGUUUUGCUAGAGGGACUUAAAUAUUAUUCAGAGCAACCGAAUAUGAUAGCAAAAACUUUCCUUAGACUUGAGAGAGAUUUCGACAAACAUGUUAAAUAUUGUGAAACCGAACCUAUCGCCCAGGCAUUUCUCGCAGAAAACAAAGAAGCAAACGAAUAUUUCCAGCAACUAUCAAACUUGAUAGAGGACGACAAGCGCUUAAGUGAACACUUGAAGUUACCGAUUCAACGAAUAAAUGAUUACCAGUUUUUACUAAAGGAAUUAAUAAAAUACUCACAGACAGUGUCAGAAAAUACUAAAGACUUACAAAAGGCUUUGGAAUUAAUGCUUAGCGUUCCCAAUAGAGCACUUCAUAACAAAUUUUUAUCUAGUAUAGAGGGAUAUAGAGGUAAUAUUUAUAAACUUGGACGAUUAUUAAACCACGACUGGUGGACUAUUCGAGAUUCUGCUCAGAAGUCACACGAUCGAUACUUAUUUUUAUUUAAAUCGAGGAUUCUAGUAACUAAAGUAAGAAAAAUAAGUGACGAACGAUCUAUUUUUAUUUUACAAAACGUUAUAAAACUACCUGAGUGUAAUGUUGAAAAUAAUGCCGUCGAAAAUCUGUUACGCAUAGAAGAAAAGCAAGGAAAAAAAGAUGCAUUUUUACCCCUUGUAUUGAGCCCACACCGAAAAGAAAUUCGCGAAAAAUGGUUUCAAGAAAUUAUUUCGCACCGUGAUGAUGAUUCGACAUUGCAAGAACACUUGGCUGACGAUCUACGUGUGGAUGCAACUCAAGUACUUCAUGAAAACGAAUUACUUCUCCACUUGCCACAGAAAGCUGAAGCUCAUAAUCCCUAUUCUGGAAUAAAAGCCUCAGACGUAGCCCAAGAUUGCUAUUUAACUGAAGAGGAGAAGGCAAAAUACUGCGAGGACCAUAAUUUAACGCUUAAGGUUAAAAAUGAUUAUCGUGGGGAAAGGAAGAUAUUGGAAGAGACUGUUCAAUCAUCUUGUAAAUCUGAGAACGUUUUGAUAGACACUACAGCAAGUUGCAUAGAUGUAAUUAAAGAAAAGGUUUCAUCUCUGUUGACUGAAACAACAGAUUCUACAAAUAUUUCGCAUGAACAAAUAACAAUUGAGCGAAAUUCUAGUCCAAACCAACAGAAAAGGGAUGAAUCGACCGAAAAAACAGAAUCGAUUAAUAAAAAAAGCGAUUUCACUGAAAUCACCCAACACUCAAUUGAUAUCGAAUUGAGAUCCGAUGAAAAGAAAGAAGCCGUUGGUAAGGACAGCGAAAUAGUGAAUACUACACCUAUUGAUAGUUCAUUCAAACCAUUGCCAUUGAUACAAAUUAAUGAAACACCUAAAAAAGUAGAUACAAAUAAACCAAUUACUCUAAAUGAUAUUCCUUUUUAUAAAGAAUCGUCCAAAUUAACAUAUAAUGUGACGAAAACUGCAGAUGACAAUAAUAGUUCAAGCCAAAAUAAGAAUGUUACUAACAUUAGAGAUAGUACAUCUCUUCAGCAAUGGUCUAAUACUUUAACAAACCUUAUCAGUACGCCAUAUCAAGGUGGAGGAGCUGCAGACCCUCCUCCGCCUUUACCACCGAACGUUCAUCGCAUGCCUGGCUUCUUUGAACCGCUUCCACGCAUAUCAUACGAAACUACUAUAGAAAUACUAAUUGUUAAAACUCGGCCGCCAUCGCCUCCCCAUCUACCGCAAUCCAUAAAAAAGCUAAUACUUCAUAAUGAAAGUUUAGAACAGAAAUCAGAAAAUUUUUUAAAAGGCAUUUACGAUUCACAAAGCUUUGAUACUUCUAUUCAUACCGCUAAACAAAAAUUACGCUAUAUUAAAAGUGCAGUAAUAAAAUCCACUGAUUCUACUAAAUAUGCUACAGAUACAGUUAAAAAAGCUAAAGCUCGUGAUUUUUUACAUAUAUUUACUCCCCCACUAAAAAACAAAAGACCCAUCUACGAGAUCGUGGAAAUUCCAUUAACUGAAAACCAAUCCCAAGACCAAAUUGAAGAUAUUAAUGAGCAACGCAAGGAAUUAGGCACAGAGAUUGAAGUAACAGACCAAAAUAUUGCCAGAAUGGAAGACUAUAUGUCUGGAUAUUCCUCUAAAUAUUCGAGAAGACGUGCUGAACUGAGUGCGACAUCACGGGAUUACGGCAGAGGAUCUUCAUACGACAAUUACAGCGACAAUUUGGGAAGUACUGCAAGCUCAAGAUUGGAAAGAAGAAAACAAGAAGAUCACAGAUCUAUAUUUUCGUCAAGUCGUGCCGAGAGCAGAACAGAAGACCGUUAUGGGUCCAGAAUUGAAACACGAUCGUCUUCUCGAAUGAUGGAGGAAAGUACUUUAAAAUCUGUAGAAAAGCCCAUUAUAACCAGAGCAGCUAAAAGCGUUCAAGUCCAACCUGGUGAAACUGCACAUUUUGAAGUGCAUUUCGCCGAAAAGCCAGGAUUAGUGACUUGGCUAAAAGAUAAUAAACCAUUGGAAGAUAAGCUUGCCGACCGCGUUAUCCAAACAGAGGCUACGAUGAAUUCGUAUCGUUUGGAUAUCAAAAACUGCAGUGAAUCCGACUCCGGAACAUACACAGCAAAAGCAACAUCUGGCAUUGAAAGUACAACGUGUUCCGCUCAGCUAGCAGUGGGUCAGAUUCCCGGACAUGAUGAAUCAAAAACAAAUGUGGCGCCAGUUUUCCUUGUGCGGCUCAAAGAUAGUGAAAUGCUUGAACAGUCGCUUUUCCGGUUUAUGAUUAAAGUGAUGGGGGAUCCAAGACCCCGAGUAAAAUUUUUUAAGGACGGAAAAGAAAUAUUGGAGGACGAUAACCGAAUUCAAAUCAAUCGGGAAAAAGAUUACUUGGGAUACUAUGAACUGGUUUUGAAUGAUGUGCAAAAAAUAGAUGCUGGCCUUUAUACUUGCAAGGCUACAAACAAAUAUGGAGAAGUUGAAUGUGAAGCAACGGCAACUACUGUAGAGGACAAAAAUCCAUUUGGAUCUUUGAGUGGUCAAAUUCUUCCGCCUGGAGAAAAGGCAACAUUCGUGUGGAAGCGUAAUGGCGCCGAGUUUGAUCCGGAAGAAAGAUUCAAGGUUUUGUUCGGCGAAGAUGAAGAUUCAUUGGCCCUAGUAUUUCAACACGUUAAACCAGAAGAUGCUGGAAUUUACACAUGCGUAGCCCAAACCUCUACUGGCAAUAUUUCAUGCAGUGCCGAACUUUCUGUUCAAGGAGCGAUACAAACAUUGAAUAGAGAACCAGAGAAGCCGUCUUUGAUUAUCGACCAUCGCGAAGCUAACGCAAGUUUAGGAGGAACAGCAAUUCUUGAAUUACAAUGCAAAGGCUUCCCUAAACCAGGAGUUCAGUGGAAACACGAAGGUGAAGUUAUUGAAGUAGGUGAAAAACAUAAGAUUCUCUAUGCCGAUGAGGAAAGCAUGUCCUUAGUUAUUAAAAAUGUUACAACGGAAGACGCCGGUGAAUAUACCAUUCAAGCAAUGAACGAAUUGGGUGUGGAUGAGUCAUCGAUAAGCCUAGUUGUGAAAGCUGGACCUAAAAUCAAGAAAAUUAAUAAUGUAACUUGUUUUGCUGAGGCAACAAUCCAAGUGGAGAUGGAAGUCGAAGGUUAUCCAAAGCCUAUUAUUAAUAUAACAAAUAACGGCAGAGAUAUUAUUAACGAUAAAAACGUUAAAGUUUCUAGUAGUUCAAUAGGAAAAAGUACAGAGAAAAUUGUGUUAGAAAUUUCUAACAUAGAGUUGAGCCAAAGUGGAAACUAUUCAAUUCGAGCUACCAAUGAUUUAAGUCAAUCAUCUGAAUACUGGCAGUGCAUUGUUAAAUCAAAACCAAUUAUUGUAAAGCAUUUAGAAGAAGAGUACGUUUAUGGGGAGAAGGAGACUGUCAUCAUGAGUGUUAAAAUAGAUGCGUUUCCGGAGGCUAAAGUUCGGUGGUACCAAGAUGGAAAUGAAAUUAAUGUCACUAAUAGCAAAAAAUAUAGCACUUCUGUUGAUGGAAAUGAAUACGUGCUUAAAAUAAAGGAAGUAUCGCGCGUUGAUUCUGCUAUAUACACAGUAAAAGCUGAGAACGAACAUGGCUCCGCAUCCAGCGAAACAAAAUUAUUAAUAAAAUGCACUCCAGAAAUCACAAAGAAGCUGACAAAUAUUACAGUUACUGAGGGUGACUGCAAUGUGGAGUUGGAAGUUCGUGUCAAUGCUUAUCCGGAACCUAAAAUUACGUGGUAUAUAGAUGGUAUAGAGAUCGAUGAAAAAAGAAAAGAUUUUCGUCGCAUUGAAGAGAAUAAUACAUACAAACUAGUGCUGAAAGAAGUCAACACAUCAAUGCAUGGCACAUAUUGCUGUAAAAUUAUGAACGACUACGGCAGGCUUGAGAAUGAGUGCCAAGUAACAGUAAACUGCAAACCGAAAAUUAGGAAACCAUUAAAGGAUACUGAAGUACAGGCAAAUGGAACACUUACUUUGGAAACAGAUAUUUAUGCAGUACCUGAGCCAACUGUUAAGUGGUUUAAAGAUGGAAGCGAAGUUCAAGCUGAUGGACGCGUAAAAAUCGCACGAGACUCGUAUCGCACUGAGGAUUAUUCUUUAUCGCUUACGAUUUGUCAGCCAAAGGAUGCUGGUACUUACGAAGUAAAAGCUAUAAACAGCAUUGGAGAGAGCCAGUCGCAGUGCAAAGUGCUUGUUUUAAAGGAGCUAGUCACAAAAGACGAAGUUGAUGCAGAAACAGAAACAGAACAAAACGUGGAAAACGGGGCAAUUCCUGAGAUCCAGCAUGCGGACAUUUUGGAAAAACACAGUUUCGAAUCAGUGCCAUUAAAAUAUGAGAUUAUUGCUAAAGGCAUCCCCAAACCAGAAGCUGUGUGGUACCAUGACGGCAAGCCAAUUCAAGCGGACGCACAUGUUGCUACUAUCGUUGACGGAGAUAAAUAUAGACUGGAAAUCAAAGAACUGCAGCUUAGUGAUGCCGGUGAAUAUAAGGUGGUAAUCAAAAAUAAAGUUGGAGAAAAGUCAUUACAAGGCGUUCUUUCCUUGUCUGGUGUUGCCGAGUACCGAAAACCUAUUCUAAAGAGUGGCUUACAUGAUAUUACCACUCAUAAAGGAGAAUCGUUAGCAAUUCCAAUCGUAUUCACAGCAGAUCCUCAGCCUAAAAUUACUUGGCUUAAAGAUGGAAAACCAUUGAAAGAGCAAGAAAAUAUCAAAAUAAAUGAGACUGUAAAGGAGAUCGAAAAUGGUCUUAAAGAAUACACAUAUACUCUAAAUUUUGAUGAAAGUCAACACAAGGAUUCUGGACGCUACGAAUUGCAGAUACAAAAUAAAUAUGGAGAAUUAAGUACCAGUGGUUGGAUUGAUGUUUUAUCUAAGCCAGAAAUUAUCGGCCUUAAAGAUCAAAGUUGCCUUCCAAAUGACACUAUUGCUUUCGAUGUCAUAGUUCAUGCGAAUCCAAAGCCUAAAGUUACAUGGACUCGAGGAAAUGAGAAUCUUUGUAACAAUGAAAAUUGCGAAGUUAUUGCCGACAUAGAUGCCGAUAAAUAUAGACUAGUGUUCCAAUGUGUAAAGCCUGCGGAAGAUGGAUUGUAUACGCUGACUGCAGUCAAUGACCAAGGCACAACUUCAACGAGCUUCAAACUUAAUGUAAAAGUCGAAAAGCCAACAUUUGUAAUCUUACCGGACGACCAAUCAGUACUGGACUAUCACCCGGCCAUAGUUGAUGUUUUAGUUCAUGGCAUACCAAAGCCAACUAUUGAAUGGAAAAAAGGAGAUAAGACGAUUCAGGAUGGAACAAAGAGCGAAAAGGGCAGCGAAGAACCGUAUAAAAUACAAUACUCCUCCCCAGAUACAGAUCAAUUAGGCAGCAAAUUGCAAAUAUCUCAUUUCAAACCCACCAAUGCUGGCACGUAUGUUGUUGUUGCUAAAAACGAAAUUGGUUCCACCGAGGUGCAGUUUAAACUUUCUUUGUUGGAGUUAGCUCCAUCAUUCGAGUCCAAGUUCGAUAAUGCUAAAGAAGUACAACAAGGAGAAGAUCUCGUUUUACAAUGUAAGGUGGCCGGAAGUCCUCUUCCUCUGAUACGUUGGUUCAAGGAUGGUGAAGAAUUGAAACCAAGUGAACACGCAAAACUCUCCUCCUCGCCCAGCGGUAUUAUAAAAUUGGAAAUAUCAAAUAUUCAACCAAUUGACUCUGGUGCAUACAAAGUAGUCAUCUCGAACCCACUUGGCGAAGUUUCGUCUUUAUGUGCAGUUGCUGUAAAUCCUGGAGCACAACAGCCGUCCUUCGUCAAACCACUAGGAGAUGUUAAAGUUUCUGUUGGCGAACCUUUAAAAUUAGAAGCGCAAGUAGUUGGCUUCCCUGCACCGGAAAUAAAGUGGCUGAAAAAUGGAAUUGCUCUACGUCCAAGCAAUAGCAUCAAUUUCAUAAACAACCCGAAUGGACUCAUUGGUUUGAGCAUUGAUGAAGUGCAGCCUCAAGAUGCUGGGUUAUAUAAAUGUUUGAUAGUAAACAAAGAAGGCGAAAUGGAAGGAAGCUCUAUGGUAACUGUAGUUCCGAAGGAGAAAGAACCGGAGUUUAUAACAGAGAUACAUGACACCAAUUGCAUUGAAGGAUUCCCUGUAAAAAUGCAAAUAAAAGUAGCUGCCAAUCCCCCACCAAGUGUUAAAUGGUUCCAUAAUGGCCAAGAAAUUCUUCCUGCCAAGGGUCAAUACACCUUUAUAGAAAAUCCUGAUGAUACUUGCAGCAUGGUUAUUGAAGAAGCCACAUUGAAAGAUUCUGGUUUAUAUGAAGUAGUUGCCUCAAAUGUAAAAGGUGCGGCCUCUUCUAAAGCAAGAUUGCAUGUCGCUUUGAAAACAGAUGAAUCAAUGCCAGAAGAACCUCCUCAAUUUGUAUCGUCUCUAAGGGAUGUAAAUGCAAAUGAAGGAGAUGAGAUGAAUAUAUCUGCAGCAUUUGUGGGCAAUCCCAUACCAGAAGUUAUUUGGUCAAAAGACGGAAGCCCUCUCUCCAAUGGUGACCGCUUCUUAAUUGCUUGUGAUGGCAAACACGUUAGUCUAAAUAUAAAUCCCGUUGAAGCGAGUGACUCGGGCAUAUAUAAUUGCCUCUUAGCUAAUCCUUUGGGCGAAGAUUCCUCAGCUUGCGAGGCUAACGUAAGAAAAGUUUACAAAAAACCUCUAUUUACUCAAAAGAUAUGCGAUCAACAGCAAUUAAUUGGCACUGAUGCAAAAAUAGCCGUCACCGUUUCUGGUGUACCAUAUCCAGAGCUAUCAUGGUACUUCCAAGAUAAACCAAUUACAGCUGACGAUAAAUAUCAUAUAGUUAACGACGGUGAUAACCAUGCAUUAAUAAUAAGAAAUUGCCAAAUGAACGAUCACGGUGUUUACAAAUGCGUCGCCAAAAACAGGGAAGGCUCUGAUGUUACACAAGGCCGGAUGGAUAUAGUGAAUGAACUGAAAAAACACGUUCGCUCUGAGCCUCCAGCAUUCCUAAAGAAAAUUGGUGAUUGUGAAAUUUAUCCUGGAAUGACCGCAAAAUUUACAGCAUGCGCUACAGGAAGUCCGGAACCUGAAGCAGAAUGGUUUAAGAAUGACCAAAAACUCUUCCCAAGUGAAAAAAUAACUAUGGAUCACGAACCCAAUGGAUUACUGCGGCUUACUAUAAAAGAUGCUGAUGACACUGACGUUGGCCGCUACUCCUGCCAUAUAUUCAAUCCGUAUGGAGAUGAUACAUGCCAUGCACAUCUACUAUAUGAUGAAAUUGACGACCACAGCCGAAAACCUCUUGCAGAGCAAUAUAAGGAUUUGAACAAGUACAAAAGGACAGGCGCUCCUACUCCACUUACAGAUAGACCUAUUAUAUCGCGUAUGACUGACAAUACUUUGAGGUUGAGCUGGAAACCAUCGCUGUUAGCAUCACCACGUUAUCCUGUAACAUACCUGGUAGAGAUGAUGGAUUUGCCAGACGGAGAUUGGCGCACUGUUCACACAGGAGUUCGAAACUGCGCAUGCGAUAUUAGGGGACUUGAACCUUUCCGUGAUUACCGAUUCCGUGUACGAGUUAAAAAUAAAUAUGGUGUUAGUGAUCCCAGCCCAUAUGUGCAAACAUACAGGCAAAAAAUAAUACCAGAACAAAAGAAAACUUACACAUACUUGGCACCUGGUGUUGACUUUAGACCGGAAACAUCUCCUUACUUCCCUAAAGACUUUGAUAUCGAGCGACCACCCCACGAUGGACUUGCGCAAGCUCCACAAUUUUUACGACGAGAAAGUGACUCAAUUUAUGGAGUGAAAGGUCAUAACGUCGAGUUAAUGUGGUUUGUGUAUGGAUAUCCAAAACCAAAGAUGACAUACUAUUUUGAUGACACACUCAUAGAACCGGGCGGAAGAUUUGAUUAUAGUUACACACGGAAUGGUCAGGCAACACUCUUCGUAAACAAGAUGCUUGAACGCGAUGUUGGAUGGUACGAAGCCGUAGCAUCGAAUGAGCAUGGCGAAGCUCGACAACGAGUCAAGUUGAAGAUUGCAGAUUUCCCACGAUUCUUGAAGCGACCAGAUGAAACCUUUAUUAUGAUGAGAAAGAACGGACGCUUAGAAGCGCACAUAGUUGGCGAACCUACACCAGAAAUCCGAUGGCAUAAAGACUGGCAACCGUUAGCUGAUAGCUCCCGUAUUAGGACCAAUUUCUACGAACCUAAUAUUUAUGUACUCUCAAUUAAUGAUGCAAUUAUUAAAGAUGCAGGACUAUAUUCAGUCAGUGCGCGUAAUGUGGCUGGGUGCGUAAGCACUUCGGUUAUGGUUCAUAUAGAAGAAGAUGAGGACGCGUACAUAUAUAAAACAUAUGGAAGACAUCCAUACAUUCGUGCAAAACAAAACCGUUAUAACGAUAAAUAUGAUAUCGGUGAUGAACUGGGUCGUGGAACACAAGGUAUCACAUAUCAUGCUGUUGAACGAGCAACUGGUGAUAACUACGCUGCGAAAAUCAUGUACGGCAGACACGAGUUACGACCAUUCAUGCUUAAUGAGCUAGACAUAAUGAAUUCCCUCAAUCAUAAAAACUUGAUUCGCCUACAUGAUGCGUAUGAUCUCGACAAAAAUGUUUCCCUGGUUAUGGAGUUGGCAGCUGGUGGAGAACUUGUUAAAGAUAAUUUACUUUUGAAAAAUUACUACACUGAACGAGACAUCUCAUACUAUAUAAGGCAGUUGUUAUGGGGAUUAGAUCACAUGCAUGAUCACAGUAUAGGUCAUAUGGGACUAACGAUAAAAGAUUUGCUGAUAUCUGUUGUAGGGAGUCGGGAUUUGAAAAUCUCAGAUUUUGGUCUCUCGCGUAAGAUAAACACUCACGCUCUCACAACCUUAGAUUUCGGAAUGCCUGAGUAUGUUUCACCUGAAGUAGUUAAUAAAGAAGGUGUUGGAUUUGCUCACGAUAUGUGGGGAGUGGGAAUAAUAACAUACGUACUACUUAGUGGACGGAAUCCUUUCAGAGGAUGUGAUGACUACGAAACACUAUCAAAUAUUCGUGAAGGACGUUGGGGAUUUAAUGAUUCUAUUUGGUCACAUAUAUCCGACGACGGAAGAGACUUUAUUUCGCGAUUAUUGUCGUAUAGAGCAGAAGACCGCAUGGAUGUGAAAACAGCUUUAAAACAUCCUUGGUUCUUUAUGUUGGAUAGACAACCCACUGAUGAUGAAUAUCAAAUCACAACAGAUCACCUAAGGAGCUAUUAUGAUCAAUUUAGGGAUUGGAGUGGAAACGCCGCAUGUAAACAUUACUUCCGACGUAGGCGACUCAGUGGUUGCUAUACUCAUCCAUCUAGAAUGGUAUAUCCUCCAGGACAUUCAUAUACUCCUGAGGCCACACCGGAACCAUUACCAGAACCGAAGAAACGUUUCACGAAAAGAGAAGACGCAAUGUCCAAAUACUUGCAUCCUGAUUAUGAAUUGGGUCUAAUUCAGUCUGAAAGUCACUACCAAUAUGGACCAGAUACAUAUUUGCUACAACUUCGAGAUGUAAGCUUCCCAGUGAGAUUGCGUGAAUACAUGAAAGUCGCCCAUAGAAGGUCACCAUCCUUUGCCCUAAAUGACAACGUGGAUUGGUCUUUACCUAUCAUUCGAGAGCGUCGUCGUUUUACAGACAUUAUGGAUGAAGAGAUAGAUGACGAACGUGUUCGUAGUCGCAUAAAUAUGUACAGUUCAAAUGAUUCGUUCAGUAUUCGCAGACUUCGCACAGAAUUAGGUCCACGACUCGACGAAUACACUGAAGCGGAAGCUCUAAUUGAAAGUCAAAGAGAAGGAUGCCUUCCAUUCUUCAGGGAAAAACCACAGACUCUUGCAAUUGUUGAAUAUCAACCUGCACACAUUCAUUGCUUUGCAGUUGGUGAUCCAAAACCAAAUAUUCAAUGGUUUAAAAACGAUAUGGUUCUGAUUGAAUCGAAUAGAAUUAAAAUUGUUACUGACGAAGACGGGAGAUCAAUUCUGCGUUUCGAUCCCGCUGUACAUACUGACAUAGGAAUAUAUAAAGCUGUUGCUAGAAACUCACUGGGACAAACUGUGGCAAGGUGCCGUUUGGUUGUUGCUACCUUACCAGAUGCGCCUGAUUCGCCAGAAGUAUCUGGUGUUAGUGGUAAAGACAUUCUUCUUAGGUGGAAACAACCAAGAGAUGAUGGCCAUUCGACAGUUUUGUGCUACAGUUUACAAUAUAAAGAAUUCAACUCGGACAUAUGGACCACUAUUGCGGAUAAUAUUGAUCACGAGUUUUAUCUUGUACAUGACCUUCAGCCCAACACCAAAUACCAAUUUAGACUGGCUUCGCGAAAUCGUAUUGGUUGGAGUGAAAUGGGAAUCCCAUUGACAGCCGAAACAACAUCUGUAAAUUCACCUAAAAUACAAAUAUCAAAGGCAAUGGAACAUUUACAAAAACUAACAGAAAGCGGUCAAGAAAUCGUGCCAGAAGAAGAGCGCGUCCAUACUGACUACCAUUGUGAAUGUGAACCACCAAAUUGGAUAACUGACUCCAACGUAAAUGAAAAAUAUAGUUUCAUCUCAGAAAUACAUAGAGGAGAAUUCAGCACAAUAGUAAAAGGAGUUCAAAAAUCUACAAAUGCAAUUAUUGUAGCUAAAAUUUUUGAUUUAAAUGAAAAUACCGAACCACUCGUAUUAGAAGAAUUUGAAAAUUUCAGGACCUUAAGGCACGAACGGAUUGCAGCAUUAUUUGCAGCAUAUAAGCCAUUGAACGUUCCAUUAGCAAUUUUUGUGAUGGAAAAACUACAAGGCGCUGAUAUACUGACGUACUUCAGUAGUCGCCACCAAUACACCGAACAAAUGGUGGCCACCGUAAUAACUCAACUCUUAGAUGCACUUCAAUAUCUACAUUGGAGAAGUUAUUGCCAUCUCAACAUUCAACCCGACAAUAUUGUUAUGGCUUCUGUACGCUCAGUACAAAUCAAGUUAGUUGACUUCGGAUCAGCUAAGCGGGUUAAUAAACUAGGAACAAAAGUUGCUGCAAGUUGCAUGCUUGACUUCCAAUCUCCCGAGAUGGUUAACGAAGAACCCAUAUUUCCUCAAAGUGACAUCUGGUCCGUUGGUGUAUUGACAUAUCUUUUGCUUUCUGGAAAAAGUCCAUUCCGUGGAGUUGAUGAAUACGAUACAAAGCAGAAUAUAUCGUUUGCCAGGUACCGAUUUGAAAAUCUUUAUAGCGAAGUCACUCCUGAAGCGACCCGAUUCAUCAUGUAUUUGUUUAAACGUCAUCCAACAAAACGACCAUACUCUGAGGAUUGCUUGGAACACAGGUGGCUCAUGUCUUCUGACUACAUGAUUAAAAAACGAGAAAGAGCUAUUUUCCUUGGCAACAGACUUAAGGAGUUCGCUGACAUGUAUAAAGAUAUGAAAGAAAGUCGUGCACAGUCGACCCAAGCUAUUACCCAGUCUUUAAAUGGAGGACCUACCGCGACCCAAUUAUUGCGUUCAAAUAGCAUUCAAGAGGAACUUUAUGCCACAUUCUAACAGUUUUCAGCGCGCAGCUUACAUCACAACAUCCCUUAACUACUUACUUUAUAGAAACUUGACGCAUGUUUACAUUCAAUGUAUAGGGUGCGUGCGAGUACGGCUAAAUUACUACCUAAAUUAUAUUCUACAUAACUGGAAGGUGACGGUAAUACAGUGAAUAGGUAUAAUAAGACUAUUUAUCAACAAAAAUUGAACUGUCAAAUAUAUAUGAGCGAGUGGUGCAAUGAAAACAAUGAAUGUUAAAUUUGAAGUUAAAUUUUUUUAUUAUAAUGGGACCUGUAAAUUAAAAUAUAUUUCGAAUUAUUUUCGCAGAAUAUCCUUCUGUACAUAAAUGUCCCGGUGGAGUGAAUUCAGAAGGUGGCGAUAUCCGCGAACCGUUAUCCUGCCCUGCUAUCUGUGAAUUUGGCAGAAUUAGCUGAUUUACUGACUUAAUAAUUGAAUUUUUGUACUGUUUUUUUUUUGUUGUAUUGUUUUUAAUUUCUAUUGUUGUUCAACGCUUAAACGCCGUUACGUCACAGAAAUACUCUCCCGGAUAUCGCAGCCUUGCAAUCUAUCAUUAUUGAUGCAAAGACACUUUCGAGAAUUCGUGGAUAAUGUCAAAAUUAUUAUAACUUUUGAUUUGUUUUGUUUUUCUAACAAAAAAGUUAAUAUAGAAUUUAAAACUUACUCAUAGAAACUUCACUGUAAGUUCAACUUCAAAUUUUUGGUUCAACAUCCUCCUCUAGUUUGCUCAACGUCCUUCUCUUUUAGUUAAUUGUUUACUAUAUUAUUAAAUCCAAAAGUCAUCAUUAGUUUUAUUAAUUUAUUACAACAAUUGAAUUCAAACUCCGAAGCGAACAACGAUGCGUCAGAAUAAACUCACACAGUUCCCUCGACCGUUUUCCUAAAUUGCAGUAUUGACAAUUUCCAGUGGAAUUUCAAUUAGGUACUCGAACUACAAUUUAGGUUAACUCGCACACAGCCACAUCACGUUUGUACCGCUAUAUAAAAAAUAAACUUUCGUCACAUCUAUAAA